This is a messenger RNA of Puma concolor (puma), 1803 nucleotides long. RefSeq names its product tubulin polyglutamylase complex subunit 2 (gene TPGS2). The record is from RefSeq and is a predicted model, not a curated record. Lineage: Eukaryota; Metazoa; Chordata; Mammalia; Carnivora; Felidae. Gene Ontology annotation, biological process: protein polyglutamylation.
ACCGCCGGGGUCGCGGGUACGAGCGCCGCACGGAACCACUACUCCCAGAGCAGCCGGGGCCCCCCAUCUCCGCCUCGCCGCGCUCUCAGGCGCCGAGCACUACAACUCCCGGCGUGCCGUGAACUGGACGGCCGAGCUUCUGGGGCGGUGUCCAGCCGUCCCGCCCACCCCGCUCGCCCGCUGCGUCCCCGCUGCUGCCCCCGCAGCGCGCGGAGCCGGGACGCGAGUCAUGGAGGAGACGCCGCCCCCAGGCUGCAGCAAGCCGCACCUGGAGAAGCUGACCCUGGGCAUCACCCGCAUUCUAGAAUCUUCCCCAGGUGUGACAGACGUGACUAUCAUAGAAAAGCCUCCUGCUGAACGUCAUAUGAUUUCCUCAUGGGAACAAAAAAAUAACUGCAUGCUACCUGAGGAUGUGAAGAAUUUUUACCUGAUGACCAACGGCUUCCACAUGACAUGGAGUGUAAAGCUGGAUGAGCACACCAUUCCACUGGGCAGUAUGGUUAUUAACAGCAUCUCAAAACUGACUCAACUCAACCAGUCUUCUGUGUAUUCACUCCCUAAUGCACCAACUCUGGCAGACCUGGAGGAUGAUGCACUUGAAGCCAGUGAGAACCAGCCAGAGAAGCCUCACUUUGAUUCUCGAAGUGUGAUAUUUGAGCUGGAUCCUUGCGAUGGGAAUGGGAAAGUUUGCCUUGUCUACAAAAGAGGGAAGCCAGCAUUGGCGCAAGACGCUGAGAUUUGGUUCCUGGACAGAGCGUUAUACUGGCAUUUUCUCACAGAUACCUUUACCGCUUACUAUCGCCUGCUCAUCACACACCUGGGCCUGCCACAGUGGCAGUACGCCUUCACCAGCUACGGCAUUAGCCCACAGGCCAAGCAAUGGUUCAACAUGUAUAAACCCAUCACCUACAACACAAACCUACUCGCAGAAGAGACCAACUCCUUCGUGAACAAGCUGGAUCCCAGCAAAGUGUUCAAGAGCAAGAACAAGACCUUAAGCCCCAAAAAGAAAGGGCCUGUCCAGCCUGCAGGUGGCCAGAAAGGGCCCUCAGGUCCUCCUUCCACCUCUAAAUCCUCUUUUAGUCCUGGAAACCCUGUCCGCAAAUGAGCACCUCCACAUCCCUGCCAGCCCCACAGUGAUGAUUUCCAUGCACAGAUGGCCCAAGCCUCCGAUUCUGUGUGUAGCACCACAGGCCUCUUCGCCGUCUAAGUGAGCCAAAUCCUAGUCCUUUUACUCCUGUUGGCAUUAGCCAGGAGUUAAAGGGCAUUCUCAGGUCUCCCCCAGAGUCCUUUCCUCACCCCCAGCCUCCAAAAGCUGUGGAGAGCUUCAGAACUUACUAAGUAGCUAAAUAAUCUGUUCAGGGCUUUCCCCUCUCCCCACCCCGACUCCUCUGCAUCCCUCAGCCAUGAUUAGAGAAGGCCCCUGAGGAAAUCGCUGGUUUUGACCCAUGAGACAUUAGAACUGUAUUCUUCAGUUAGUAACCACUAGCCACAUGUGGCUGUUUAUAUGAAAAAUUCUGUUCCUCAAUUGCAUUAGCCAUGUUGUGAGUAUUCAUGUGACUAGUAGAUUCUGUAUUAGACAACACAGAGAUAAUGGAACAUUUCCAUCAUCACAGAAAGUUCUGUUGGGCAGCACUGCGUUAGAAUAUUUUCAUGCUGCCCUUUCUUGGUUCAUUUUUGUUAGAAAAUGUGGAUACCUUAAUUUGAUGGGUCAUAAUGGUCCAUGAAAAUUCUUGAAGAUACAAUUGUACAUGUUCUUUUUAUUUUUCAUAAGUAAUUCUCUGCUCUCUUUUCAGAUUGCUA